AUGGCUACCGAAGGGCACAACGUAGAUGCAAACUUGCUUACGUUGGGCCGCGACCAUGGUCAUUACUUCCAGAAAAAGACGUUUGGGAAGCCGACUUACUGUCACCACUGCUGUGACAAAAUAUGGGGAAUGCUUACGCAAGGAUACGCUUGCGAAGGUUCUCUCCGUAAAUGAAUACUCCCCAACACCUCAAUUAUUUCAGUGUGCAAUUUUGUGUGUCAUGAAAAAUGCUUGAAAACGGUUGUUUCAUAUUGUAGCGGUGUUGCCCUUCAACUCAUCAAGGUUCGCUUUCCCUUCGAAACAUCGUUUCAAGCGCAAUUUCAAACAGAAUCCGGUUGCGCAUACAUGGUCACAGCCUGGAAUCAUCAAAAGAAAGUUCUGUUGUGUGUGCAGAAAAAGAACUGACGAGGCCUUAUCAGUAGAAUGCGAAGGUAAGUAGAGUUAGCCCAAUCCCUAAAAUUUAACUUUUUUUGGGGUGUAAGCGGUUAACAAAAAGCAAUAAUUUAUAUUGUAUGUAUUCUUCCGAAAUUCUUUAAAAUGACGUUUAAAAAGAAGAUCAAAAGCGCUCGAAAAGCUUUCUGAAAACACAAUCGUGAAGCGUCCUCAGUUCGUUAGGCUUCCGGACGUCGACAUUUUCUCGAAUUCUAGUACAAAUUGCCACGUUUUCUUCAACCGCUUCAGAGUGUUGUGUUGCUAAGUUUUAUCAUAAGUAGAGAUUUGGACGUUAUGAUAGGGCGAAACUCAUGGAUUUCCAGUAUCCUUCAAACUUUCCUUUUCCAGUUUGUGAGUACUACGUCCAUGUUGACUGCUCCGAUCUCGCCGUUUCCGACUGUAAAGAAGCGGCAACUUUCGUUCCAAAUAUCGAUAAGGUUCGCUCAACCAGAGACAAUUUUAAAAUGAAAAUAUUCUUCGCCAAUUUUGCGAGACAAAAAAAACAGCGCAGUCUGUAGUGUGCUAGUAUCACAUGAGUUCAAGCUAUAAUUGUUGCCGCUGCACACUUAAAAGUAUUGCUUUACUCUGGUGCUUGGUACAAAAUCCAGAGGAAACAGACAUCGAAAACAAAAUUUGCUUCUUUUCGCCAGCGUAUGCAAUUCAGAUUAAUGGUUAGAAAGAUUUAUUCGAGCCCUCCAGUUGUAAUUCGAAAGCUUAGUUCCACGCACAGACGCGGCUCAAAAAAGGAGUCUUCGGCAUGUUCAACACAAAAGAAAGAAAAUUUGAAUUGCGAUGUGAUCCAGAUUUUUUUUCGAAGAGAAAACUUUUGACGUGAAUCUGAUUCGUUUAAUUUUAGAAUACAAGUUGAAAACUAAUUUUCUAUAAACCGAGGAGCAAAAAAAAACCAAUCUAAACAUAAAACUAAGUCGGAAAAGUUGAUUAAUUGAACUAGCCAAUUCAUAAAUUUUUCAGAAAUUUAAAAACAUUUUAUUUAGUUGCAAAACUCCGUGGUACAGUAUCAUCAUAUGAGAGAAGGAAAUCUUCCGAAAGAUUCAAAAUGCGUCGUUUGUCGCAAAACGUGCUUUUCAACGGAGUGCCUUGCUGGUAUGCGGUGUGAAUGGUGCGGCCAAACGGUUAGAUCUUUUUUUAUUUUGGCUUGAAAGCAUUUUUCGUUUGAAAAAGUUCCGUUUGUACUACUCCAUAAGAAAAAAAGCCUCCAAAAGUGAUUUACUGGCUCAGAGGCUCGUAAUGGUCUCAAUCAGAAGUGAGAAGUUGCGUUUGCGACGCGGCUUUUUGGAGGGACAUCGAGGUUAACCACGAGCUACCAUUUUCACUCCUUUCUCGGUAUCUCUCUAAUAAAUUGUAUAUUAUACACGUUUGAAAAGAUUCAGUUGAACGGAUAAAGUAUAAAAAGAACCAAAAACUUAUCAUUUUUUUCUCUAGCUUUACAUGAUUGCGUUAGAUCUUUAACUUCUCUCUAAGCCGCAUCGCACACGCAGCGCUUCACCCUUGCUAAUCUACCCACCUUGUCUUUGGAGUCGUGAACAAUUUAUUAUUUGAAAAAAUAUGAAAUUAAGGCUCACGCACUGUGUUACCGCCAAAUGAGCAAAGAGUGCGACUUCGGGGUUCUGAGGAAGAUUAUGCUGCAGCCGUAUUCUCUGACCAUUCCGCGGACCGAGUUGCCGAUGGAGCAGCUCCUUAACAUCACCUCGCAUGACCAGCCUCAGUCUCGUAAGGGUCAGACUCUAUGACUGUCCUGUCUUCUGCACUGAGUCCUUCAACGCUUUCUGUCUAGCUGACCCUUCUUCUGUUUCAUGCUCUUCCUUUUCAUCGCGAUCUUCGUACAUGAGAGAAAUUCGUUAUGUUUCUCGCAUUAAUUUUUCUCCAGAAUCUCAAGCGAAGACGGUUAUUUUAGAUCUAAAACCGGAGUCCCUAGAAACUUUCCUGAAUCAUAUUAAACAUUUUAUUCAAAAUUCAUAUUUGAAGUAACUUCUUACUUGAACCGAUGAACUUUGCGUAACUAUCUUUCUGCUGAAAAUGUUGGUUUCUUUCUAACAAUCAAUUUUAUAUCUUCUUUUCUCGUGCUCCACCAAAAAAUUACGAAAUUUUUGGAGAAGAUAUCCCAAGCUUUUUUUAAUGACCUUCCUACAGUUGAGUAGUUGAGCAGAAGCAGAUUCUGAAAACUAAAUAAUGAGAGAAAAAAGGGAAACCAACCUAAAGCUACAGUAAAGAAAACGAAACAAGAUGUGGAAAAAAAAUGUUUUUCACAUUGUCGAUUGAAACUACGCUCGAACUUUCGAAAGAAACUGGAGCAUUGAAGUUGGGAAUGGUCUUUUAGUAGGUCUGUGGUUGCCCUCUCAUGUACGGAACGAUUGUUCUGCUUUUAAAACUUUUUCAUUUCCGAGUUUCAUGAAUGUUUGAAGACAGACUAAUAGGCGUUACAAUCACAAAAAGUUGCUAGUUCCGGUCAAAAUAUCUUUUUAAGUUUCUUCCCCAUCAAAAAUCCAAGCGGACGACGUUUCCACCGGAUUCGAUGACAUCAAAGAAAAAGAAGACAUGGAAAUCUUGCGUAUUUUCGACGGCAACAGCUCCCUUCGUUCUCAAGUAAUCAUGUUCCUUUGUCAAGGAAACAACUCAAAUGCUUGCAGAUAUUCCGCACAGCCAGCGUUCCAAAAACUUCUUCGGUGCAACAAAUUCGGGUACGUUGACCAAACUUUUCCUAUUGGUUUUUGACAUUUCCUUCUUCGAAUUAGCCAAAUCUGUUUCGAGAAGGGUGUUCCCGUAGAGAAACAUUUUAUUUUUUUAUUUGUAUCCAAUUCUAAUGAGCACAGCUGAUUCUCUCAGCUUGCUUCGUCGCAAGGAAAAAUGUUAAUUGGUUUAAGUGGUCAGAAAUAACAGAAAAUCAAAAUUAAUAAGGUCAGUGUUACAGUAUGCUUUUCAGAAGAACUUUGUUCAUGGUUUUGAAAAACGGAUACAAUUUAUUAGUUUUUUUCAUUUUGGUAUGAGCAUUCUUUGAAUUUCGUUUUCAGGACGCUGCGUUGCGCCGGUUCCACAUAAUCGACAACCCCGAGAAUUACUACGUCACGCAACUCGUUAACGAAGGUACAAAUUAUUCGUAUCUCAGGUGCUUUAUUUUGCUCAGACUGCGCAGGUGGCGAAGAAGAGUCUCUCGAAGACCCGGUGCCUCUUAGAAACGUGAAACGACCUGAGGGGAGACGAGCGCAGAUUUUCCUUCGCUAUCGAGACGAUCCUGAAAAAGACGUCGUUAAAAUUUACGGCGGCUGGCUACGGUAGCGAAAUUGCGGCUUGGAUAAUCUGACGAUGGCUGCCUUUUUCAGGGUUCCUGUCACUUUUUGCAGUCUUGCCGUUAACAAAGACACACUUGUACAAGAUGCGAUUUCGCAGGCCUUGGAGAAGUUUGGUCUUGACGGAAACACGUGGAACCGGUGAUUAUUGCAGUGGAAAAGCCAAAAAUGAAUCAUUUUUAGGUACAAUCUCAUAGAAGUUUCUCUGGACCGUGGAGUUGCUGAGCGGACUUGCAACGCUCAAGAAAACAUGCUACAGCUUGUCAGAAAUCUCCGAAAAGUGAAAUUUAACUCCAAGAUUGAAAUCCGAAAGAGAUGCGGGACGAUUUCUAGAUUCAUUGUUUUCAGGACUCUUUGCGGAGAUAUCACGUCGUUAGGUUUUACGUUCAAGAAAAGGAAGAUCCCCAUGACCACGCAGUUUUUGUGGGAAACUUGCCUGUUUCUUUAGCACAACGUCAGUAUGAAAGAAUUCUGUUAAAAUUAUUAGGGGCCAAAGGUACACAUACAAAUUGGUGCUGAUCGAAUAUUUUGUAUACUUAAGAGAAACCGUUCACCGCCAUUGGUCCUAUCUACUUCGAAUACGGAUCCCUUGUGAUAACUUUUAAUACGCCUAAAGCAGCAACAGCAGCAGUUCAAAAACUUCAAAACGCUGUUUAUGAAGACAAAAAACUUAUCGUGCUUUGCUUGCCAAACGUUCAAGUGAGUUUCUUAAAAAGACCAAAAGACUCGUCUAUAUAACUUUAGCCUCAAAUGUUGCCGGAAGACGGGGAACCAUUGUUGGUACUGGUGAAUGUAAAAAGUGGGGGUUGUCAAGGAACAGAACUGAUCCAGUCUUUUCGCAAACUUCUGAACCCAUUUCAAGUUUUUGACGUUUUGAAAGGAGGUCCACUUGUUGGGUUAAUGAUUUUUUUUUUCUGGUCUAACUUGUUUGUUUUCUUCAGCUUGUAUGUGUUCCGAAAUAUUCCAAAAUAUAAAAUACUGGCUUGUGGAGGCGAUGGCACGAUCGGCUGGGUUUUACAAUGUUUGGACAUUGCAAAGCAGGUUUUUUGAUAAUUUUUUGAUUUCUGUAACGAGAAAAUGAGUAGGAUGCGGCUUGCUUUUCUCCUCCUUGUGGUAUCGUGCCGCUCGGAACAGGAAAUGAUCUUGCGAGAGUUUUGCGAUGGGGUGGAGGUUACACAGGCGAAGAAAAUCCUCUUGACAUUCUGAAGGUGAGCCAGUAAUUCCACGGAACUUAGCAAUUGGAACUUUUUAAGGACGUAAUUGAGGCUGAUGAAGUGCGUUUGGAUCGGUGGGCGGUUGUUUUCCACGAAGAAGAGCGCAGUCAACCUCCUACGCAGGUAGCAAUUAUCUGCUUUUUUUUGAACUUGUAAAAAAAUGUUUAAGAAGUGAUGUGAUCUUUCAUGAAAACAAAUAAAGAAAGGAACUGUAAAAAAAUAAGCAAUCUCUUCUUUUUGAAACUCUUCAAAAGCUGUCAAAUUUGUUCAUUCAGAGGGUUUUCUGAGCCAUCACUGUUUGUUUUCUUCAGGUAAGCUCGAGCAGCAACACGGUCGAGUCUGAGCAGACAAUGAACAAUCCUGAAGACCAAACUAGCAUGAUCAUCAUGAACAAUUACUUUGGCAUCGGAAUAGAUGCUGACGUCUGUCUCAAAUUUCAUAAUAAGGUAAGAAACAUGAAUUAACUGUCUUUUUGCAAAAGAAAAUUUUGAAGAGAGACGCCAACCCAGAAAAGUUUCAAUCUCGUCUUUUCAACAAAACACAAUACGCGAAAAUUGGAUUGCAAAAGAUGUUCUUUGAAAGAACGUGCAAAGAUCUUUGGAAGCGCAUCGAACUCGAGGUUGUCCUUGAAAAGUUGAAAAUAUAAAUUCAUUUAUUUUGAGGUUGAUGGAAAGCCUAUUGAGUUGCCGAACAUUGAGGGAAUUGUUGUUUUGAAUCUUCUGAGUUGGGGAAGCGGUGCCAAUCCUUGGGGCACAGCCAAAGAAGAAGGCGUCUUCCAGAAGCCGACUCAUUAUGAUGGGCUCCUCGAGGUCAGUUUUUAACUCAAAUUUCAUGAAAAUAAAGAAGGAAAAGUGGUUUUUUCAAAGUUCUUUUAUUUUCAGGUUGUUGGAAUUUCUGACGUUUCUCGACUGGGACUUAUACAAUCAAAACUUGCCGCUGGCAUUCGGAUAGCCCAAGGAGGAAGUGUAAGCCUUUUAAACCAGUAGAAAUUUCAUCAGAUCAAAAAGUUGAUGAGGGAUGAAAAAAUCGAAACUAAUUUCUCAUGAAGAGUUUUAAUCGUACGAGGAUAGCGCUGAAAUUUCAUAUUCAAACGCGCUCAAUCUGAAUAAUUUGCAUGCAUCCACGGAAAGUGCCGUCAAAGCCGCUAAGAGUCGUUCGGACGUCUUCCUUCAUCGAUCUAAAUAGAGCUCUUUACAAGUGUGAAUCUAUUCCACAUGUCCCCAACCUUUCCUAGUUCGAACUCAUGAAGCACACAAGAGUUUGGAAAAACAAAAAGUUUAAACGUUUCAUAUGAUGAAAAUUUAUCAAAAGUACUAUUUGAAAAAGACUCAGUCCAAUUUUUCAAGUUUUCGAAAGAAACCUUUAGCACCAAGUGUUUGGGAAUAUUUAAAGCCUAACCUAAACACGAAGACUUUUUUGAAUCACCUGUUUUUAUCGAAACAUCUUUUCUUGAAAAAAAAAAUUUAUUUGGAACGAGACAGAUUUUUUUACAUGUUGAUGCUGAACAAGUCAACAAAAAUCAAAAUUUUCACUUCAUGGAAAUUUAUUCCCAUUUGGUUAAGGUUGAAUAAGGAAAAUAAAAACAAUGGGAAAAUUAUGACAACUGGAACUGUGAGAAGAUUGUGAGGUUGAAUUUAGUAACGGUCAUUAUCGAAGAAUUAAAAAAAAUGAUAUUCAUAUCGGCGUUUUGGACGGUAUUAACAGGUCACUUGCUCUUUUUUCAAAUAAAUAUAAAUCCCCGACGAAGUUUCGGAUUCGAUUCGCAAUCAAUAUAUCGAACGUUUUAGAUGAAGCGAAAAUGUAUCUAUCCAAUAGAGAGAAAGUUUGAAAUGCACGAGAUCAUUUCUACAAGCUUUCAAAAACUUUUCAUACAGAUCCGGAUAACGACUCACGAAGAGUGGCCGGUCCAAGUGGACGGCGAGCCUCACAUUCAACCUCCAGGGACCAUCACGAUCCUCAAGUCGGCGUUGCGGGUUAGUUGACUCAAGCUUGGCUCCUUGGUUCUUUCGAGUUCUCUGUCGGCGCUAACCACGCAAAAAUAAGACGGAUUGUUUCUGUUGUGACUUACGUUCUGCUUUGCUUUCGUGUGCUAACCACCAAAUUUUCCAGGCUCAAAUGCUGAAAAAAGCUAAAAAAUCGCGUCGUGGCGGCGCGGCCAGCGCUCAAGUUCGCGCUGUCGCUUCCGAAGGCUCGCCUUCUGGACCGUUGGGAGUACCGUCGUCGCUCGGAGAUCCAGCUCACGGCAAGUCGACGCCGGACGCCCUCGGCGAUUCCGAUGAAGAGGGCGAUGCCUUCCUCUGA
Molecule: messenger RNA, 7252 nt
Organism: Caenorhabditis auriculariae
Lineage: Eukaryota; Metazoa; Nematoda; Chromadorea; Rhabditida; Rhabditidae
Source: the annotation of a GenBank genome assembly